Molecule: messenger RNA, 1972 nt
Organism: Anguilla rostrata (American eel)
Lineage: Eukaryota; Metazoa; Chordata; Actinopteri; Anguilliformes; Anguillidae
Exons: 15
Coding region: 77-1972 (631 amino acids)
Biological process (GO): cell-matrix adhesion
Cellular component (GO): cell surface
Source: RefSeq, a predicted model, not a curated record
AACGUUCUUAAUUUUGAACCGUUCCCUUUUUUAGGAAAAUGUGAAAGUCAUUGAAAACCCGCGCGUAAGAGACACAAUGCUAAACUUGACUUUGAUGGCACUGGCUCCGCAAUUCCCCGUCUUUGAACCGAGUGACUUUGCUCUCUGGUUCCAAGUCAACCUGGUUGUCCUUCUGGCCAGUUUUAAUCCUGGAAGCUUGGUUGUAAUCCCCAUGAAUAUCAGCUGUGACUCCUACCAUGCCAUAUUGAAAGGGCUUGAUCAAAGUUUGGCAUCUCUUCCACCUGAACUCACGCAGGGCAUUGCUUCAAGCAGGGAAAUUUUGAUACAGAGAGUUCCAAAAGGUUGCAAUGAGAUCCCUGUUGUGGGUGAGUGCAAAGAAACACCAGUGAAAGAAGCAAGCAUUUGUGCUGAAAUCAACAGCGAUUUGCUUUCACUGGAUCAGGCAUCAGGAAAUUCUUCUGAAAUGCUCUGCAAUUUCAGCAUUUCUGACUAUGCAUGCUCCUCGACACAACUGACAGCAGAAAACCUGGGCACACUAUUGAAAUGCAAAUUGUCCAGCAAUUUGACUUACUCUUUGGAAACCUGGAAGCUGUUCUUCACCAAAAUGUCAAGUGCCCUGGAUGAGGCUCUAGACCGUUAUUCACUCAUGACCUCCACCAUCAAUAGUCCAUUCGUGCCAGAGGUGCUAGAUGUAAUUGGAGAAGUUAAAAUCAAUAACUUCACCGAGGAAGAGCUACAAGAUGUCAGCUUCAUCAAAAUGUGGUUUGAUAUUAAGCUCAAACCGUUCAUUCCAUCUGUGUCCAAAGAGUUCCUCUCCUGCCUCAGUACUAAGAACUUCAGCUGUGAGACCUACCAGGCCGUGGUGAGAGCACUGAGUGAACAAAUCUCAUCCUUGGACAGAAAGCAAGAGCGAUUUGUCUACACUCACUUCAUCCAUCUCUUCCUUUCGAGGAAUGACACUUCAGAUCCCAGCUGCCUCUCUAGCACCGAUGGCAGCACAGACUGGCUUCAGAAGAACUUUGGAAACUUUACUGUCUUUGCUCCGCUGGAAGAUUUGGUCAGACUCAAUGACAAUUUCUCCAGCUUCGAAACAUUGGCCCUGCUGACCCCAACUCAGACAGCAGACCUGACAGUGAUUUCGGGAGCGCUGAAGAACACAGAUCAGAUCAACACUGUAUUUGACCAACUGGAGACAGAAGACCCUUUCCGGAACAUCGAUGAGUAUCUGACUCAACUGUCCACGCGUUCAGAGCUCCCAGAAAUCAAGCCUGCUGUAAGAGACAUUAUGAUGACUCGCACCUUCCACAUCAUCAAAAUGAAGUUCCCAGAAUUUGAAGGCCAAGACUGGAUGCUCUGGUUCCAUGUCAAGCUGAUUCUUGUCCUCCCAAGUAUUAAAGCAGAGAUGCUUUCCAUCGCUAUCUCAAACAUCAGCUGCACCAAUUACCACAUCAUCGUUGGAGGAAUAGGCAAGGUCUCUGAAAACAUGGAAUCGCAUAGAAAACGGGAAAUUGCACAGGUUUUAGUGGACCACCUCAAAGAAUCUGCUCACCAAAUCCGUGAACCAGCGUGCAGAGAGAACAUCCAAAAUGAUGCUGACUUUCUACAAAUAAAUUUGGGACCAUUCUCCGAGGAUGUAACCUAUUCAGACCUGAAAGAUUUAAACAUCACAGGGUUGGAGGUUCUGGACACUCUCUCCCCGGAGCAAAAAGCAGUUCUGAUUCUUGACCCCAGUAGCAAUGCUUUGGAGAACGAAACCGCCGUGAGGAUUAUUUUCAACAGUUUGCUGGAAUCUCCAGAGGAGGAGGAACUUGAAGAACUUGAAGAGUUCUAUGAAGCUUUUGUGGAGGCCACAGAGGAGGUGAAUAAUUUCACUUCAAGCUUGGGUUUCAUUUCUGAUGAGACACAUGGCCAGUGUUAUAAUAACAAUACGUUUAAUGCAGAUGUCCUUGGCCACGUACGCUGCACUGUAUAA